Molecule: messenger RNA, 204 nt
Organism: Exophiala dermatitidis NIH/UT8656
Lineage: Eukaryota; Fungi; Ascomycota; Eurotiomycetes; Chaetothyriales; Herpotrichiellaceae
Exons: 2
Coding region: 1-204 (67 amino acids)
Source: RefSeq, a predicted model, not a curated record
AUGAAACAAAAGACUAUGCAACAGAUCAUCCCAAGCAAUUUCAUUGACAAACACAAACUGGAAGAUUUCCUAUCCACAACAAACGAUCCUAGUUCCUUCAAAGUCACAAGGAAGCUGGACAAAUACCACAUUCAAUAUUUCAUCGUCAAUGGGAAGCCACCCCGGGAGCUUAGCUGGGAAGAUGUUGCUAUGUUGAAGAGAUGA